GUCGUCCAUGGAGAUUGGGAGUGGGUGGAGGGGCGAUGGGGGACUUAGUGGAUAAUUAUGGUGGAGGGCGAUAACGAUAAGAGCGCGGUCCGGGACGCGCUAAUUUUAGCCAUUACACGUUCUAGUCGCGUCCCGCCCGUUGUUAGGGCUGGGAAAGAGUGACAUUUUGAGAUAGCGCUGCUACUGCGACAACGAACUCGAAUUAUGGAUGAGGAAGAACGAAAUAUUUUGACGGAGCAGUCGGUUGUGUUGAGGCAGGAGUUGAAGGUUUGGGAGAGGGAGUUUGCGGCUGGGAAUAAUGGACAGAAGGCUGGGAGGGAGGAUAUUAAGCAGAACUCUCAUAUAGCUCAAAAGUACAAGGAUUACAAUCGAAUUCGAGAUAUCCUCGCUGGCAAAAUACCCACGAAACCUCUACCUAAACCGAAGCCAAAAGCGCCAGAAACUACCGCGCCCCGGUCCUCGAAACGAAAAUCCCCUUCCAAUACACUUGGGACACCCGCUAAACGACGGGCAGUCGUGGAGUCUCGGACGCCCUCACAGAUACACCCCCAACCUUCGACAGCGGGACCAUUCGACACUCCCUCAGCGAACCGCCUCCUCUUCACCCCCCAAAAGCCCCGUGUCAUCGGGCCCACGCCGCAGAAAGAUGGCAAGUUCCUCGGUAUAUUCGACGCCAUGCCCAGCGGUGAUGAAAUAUCGCCGUUCAAGCAACCAGCCGCCCCCUCCGACGCCCCAAGCAUCCAGGAGACGCCGCGGAAGUCGAAGGCUGCUGAUGAAGGGAUCAUGGCCACCCCGAGCGCGGCGAGGCAUUCGAGGACGCCGCUGUCGAGCAGUAAGCGCUUCUUGCUGGAUACGUUUGUGACGCCGUUGAAGCGCCGGCGGGGGAGCAAUGAGGAGAGCACCAGACAGGCGUCGUUGACGCCUAGUUCUGUGUCGAAACUGAAUCUCUCUACGCCAUCGUUUUUGCGAAGGGAUAACAGGAUCGCUGCGCUUCCGGCUAUUAGUGAGGAUGCUGUUGACGUAUUGUCCCCGCCGGCAGCGAGAAUGCCGAAGAGGUCGCUUGUUAGGGGGUUGAGUAGUAUGCUGGCGAGCUUGAGGGAGAUGCAAGAAGAAGCGCUGGAUGACGACCUUGACGCCCUGCGAGAGAUGGAGAGUGGCCCGCCACCUCCGAAUGCUGCUCCGAAGCAGUCAUUACCCAAGCCUCAAGCGCCGAAACCACAAGAAAGCAUUCAGGUCGGGGAUAGCCAGCAGCUUACCGAUUUCCCGUUUAUCGAUUUCCCGGAUCUGGAUUUCAAUAACGUUGGUGGCAAGGAUGCGGAUGAUGAGCUGGGGGAGAAGGAGCAGGCUAUUGCGGAUAGGGAUAGUAAACUUCCUGUUUACAAGAAGAAGGGCCAGAAGAGGACGACGAGGAAGGUCAAUAUUAGGCCUGUGAGGACUAAAGCGCCAGCUCAAGAGGCUGCACCUACGAAUUACUCCGAUGAUGAAGAUGACGAGUACGGUGAUGGGCAGGAUGAUACGCAAGAUGGGGAUACACAGAACCCGACUCUCGUCCCAGAUACGCAGGAAGGCUUUGAGGCAGACUCGCUACCGCUUUACAAGGCAGUCCGUAACUUUGACUCGGGCUCGGAUGACAGCACGCAGUACACGGCCUCGGAGGGAGGGACGAGAUACAAGAGGAGCAAGCAGAAGAUGACGGGGCGCAGGCAGAAGGUUGGGGCUCAGGUGCAUACGAAUUAUAAGAGGACGAAGCUGAAGAAUUCGGGAGCGAAGGGAGGGAGGGCUGGAGGGAAGUUUGGGAGGAGGCGGUGAUUGUGAAGAUGGGUAGCUGCUUGGCUUUGCUGUGGCUAUAGAAUUGGUGUACACGAAUUAUGAAGGUUAUGAUGGAUACAAUAGCAUGUUGCAUUGGAGAUGGUAGCGUAGCAUACAAUGGUUUUGAGAAAUGGGAAUACAUACUUUAGAGGCAUUUUUUGGGCGAUGGUCUAUCGCAUUAUAUCGGCUUUAUAUUACUUGUAACGACCUCGCUGGCCCAUAGGCCGAAGAUAUCUUGUGGCUACAUGUGGUCAUUGUUCUGGGCCUCACAAAUCCCUGUUCUAGACCCCAGCCUUUUAUCGACGAGAACUCGCACAAGCAGCG
Molecule: messenger RNA, 2133 nt
Organism: Pseudogymnoascus verrucosus
Lineage: Eukaryota; Fungi; Ascomycota; Leotiomycetes; Thelebolales; Thelebolaceae
Gene: SLD2
Product: DNA replication regulator sld2
Exons: 2
Coding region: 205-1809 (534 amino acids)
Biological process (GO): DNA replication initiation; mitotic DNA replication preinitiation complex assembly; double-strand break repair via break-induced replication
Cellular component (GO): DNA replication preinitiation complex
Molecular function (GO): DNA replication origin binding; single-stranded DNA binding
Source: RefSeq, a predicted model, not a curated record